AUGAAAUCGCUUGCUGUUCGGGUGGUGCUUGCGGGGGCGUUAGCGGGCGCAAGGGCAUUGCGUGGCUGUGCUGCGCCUGCCGCGUGCGUAGCGCGAUAUCGAACGGUUCACGUAGCAUCCUUUCAAGAAGCUGUGUCGCAUUCUGCCUCGAUUUUACUCCUUCAUUCACUCCACCUCGAGAGCGCGCUCCCAGCGACACCAACUCAAAAAAACCACUAUUGCGGUUCAUCUGCGAAGGAAACACCUGACCGACUUCGGAAUCCGAGCACUUGCCCAGGUGCCGCGCCACGCCGUUCGAAAGUAACGAGAAGCGUCAUCUUAGGCCAACACUCCUGCACCACCCUCGUCGCCGUCGGGAACACACCUCAGAAAUGGACGCCAACAAGCAAUACGGCGCACCGCCACAGUACCCUCAGUCGCCGCCGCCGGUUCACCAAGAUGCCGGCCCAUACAACCAGGGCGGCAUGCAGCCAUACCAGCAGGGCCCGCCCAGCAGCAACGACUACCACGGCUCGCCCAACCCAUACCAGCAAGGUCCCGGCUACGGGCCACCACAGGGCCAGUACGGACCCCCUGGAGGACAGUACGGACAGCCGCAGCAGCAGAUGAACUACCAGCAGGGCCCGCCGCCACAGGGAGGCUACUACCAGGACGAUAGGAGGCAGCAAGGAGGCGGAAGCGGCGGCCUGUUUGCCGGUCUGUGCGCUGGUCUAGCCUGUUGUUGCUGCUUGGACUGCCUGUUCUAAGCGCAGGCGGUGCUGCGACAGGUGGUGGAAUGCGAUGGGAAUGCGAUGAGCGCAGCUUGUGCGUGGGCAAGGCUGUGUUGAGGCAGCACAUACUCAAUACUUCGCGCCUGCUGGACGGGUUAAUAUUUAAUCCUGGUCAGCAGAAGGGGUACCGAGAUGAAUGGUUAUUUGGGUUUCCUUUGUUCUUGGUCAGGUCUUCCUUCUACACGUGAUUCGGGGGAUGAAUCUAGUAGAAUUUGGGUUACCAUCUUCUUUCGCAACACCUUCAAAGUGACAUGCUCUACUUGCC
Molecule: messenger RNA, 1035 nt
Organism: Didymella exigua CBS 183.55
Lineage: Eukaryota; Fungi; Ascomycota; Dothideomycetes; Pleosporales; Didymellaceae
Exons: 2
Coding region: 372-746 (124 amino acids)
Source: RefSeq, a predicted model, not a curated record